AUGAAUAAAGACAACUCCAGCAUGCAAAUGGACCCGGACUUGGCGUUGCGGCUCCUAGCCGAUGGCGCCGUUCUAGCCAUAGCUGGUGUGCCAGUGGGCACAGAGUUUGGCAUAGAUUUAUGUGCCUAUGUCAUAGGUCCAGAUUUUCGGGGCGUCAAGAUGAUACCGCCAGGCGUGCACUAUGUGUGGUGCGCUUCACGUGGACCAUAUGGCGAGUCUGCCCCACGAGUUGGGUUUGUGCACUACUUCCAUCCAAAUGAGAUUCUUGUACGUGAAUGGGAUAACGAUCUGGAGGAGUUGCGUCCGCGGCAGACAGCAGAGCCAGAGCUGGAACGCGAGCGCAUACGCAAGAAUCUGGCGCAGUUAGAACGUGUGCUGGCAGCUUAUGACUACCGUUAUGUAUGUAAAUGGAAAGAUUUGACAGGCAGCGUAACUGAAGCUUGUGUGGCACGCUGUCGACCAGAACUGGGCACCAUACGCACCAACAUAGAGCUGCAAUCUUGCACAGAUGCGGACCGACCACGUGGAGGAGCAAGUUCCAGCAAUAGCAAACGCCAAACAGCCGUUAGACUGCUGUUGUCCGAAAGCGAGCUGCUGCCUGAUUUGAAGCCAAUAGACGGUACAGCGCCGCGUUUCUGUGUCGUGCCUCCUCGUGUGCCACAGAAUGCGCAGCCUGCAGAGAUAUCUCUACAUGCUUUGGACUGUAUAGCAGCUGUGGACGAAUUACACAACAGCUUUGAAAGUUCGGAUGCACUCAUUGAGGAGCUGCAGCUGGCGUUUAUAUUUUUUCUCGUUGGUCAUUCCGUGGAGUCAUUGGAGCACUGGCGCAAGCUUCUCGGGUUAUUGGCGCACUCCGAAAUGGCGGUCGCCAAGCACAAUCUUACCUAUAUGAAAUAUAGCGAGGUACUAGCCCAUCAGCUACCGCAUUUGCCCGAGGAGUUAAUGACACCCAGCGAACACAAUACGGUCUACAAGGAUGUGCGUCAGCUGCUGGUGAAUCUGCAUGGUGGCGGCAAAAGUGUUAGUGCAGAGCGGCUGAGCAAGCAACUACAGAAGAAGCUCAGCUGGUACUUUGACAAUCUGCUCGAUGAGGAUCCCGAGGACCAACCAGUGGUUUUAGAGUUGCCAGAAUAA
Drosophila busckii is the source of this 1134-nucleotide messenger RNA. Its product is annotated as protein AAR2 homolog. Gene Ontology annotation, biological process: spliceosomal tri-snRNP complex assembly. The transcript has a single exon. NCBI's taxonomy places the organism in Eukaryota, Metazoa, Arthropoda, Insecta, Diptera, Drosophilidae. Bases 1 to 1134 code for a protein of 377 amino acids. The record is from RefSeq and is a predicted model, not a curated record.